CUUUCACUAAUGUCAUAAGGAGCAGGACAACGAAAGAAGAUGAUCUGUUUCUUGUGGAUUCUAAUAGGAAUUUACCUAAAAUGCACAUUAUGCGACAGAUCCUGUGGAGAGAGGAAUCAUGUUAUUGGCGCUGAGGGAGGUGAUGUCUUACUUCAAGUGGAUCCAGAUGGAGUGAUGGGAGAUAUCACAUGGUUCCUCUCUGGAAAUCAUUUUGCCACCUCGGAACCUGGAAAAAUUAUAAAAAUUCGAGAUAGUCGUUACAAAGAAAAAGUCGACAGCACGGAGGAUGGAUCAGUACUCAUGAAAAACUUAGCAAAGAAAGACGAAGGAACGUAUAUAGCAAGUACCUUGAAAAGCACAUCAGGAAUAGAAGAGCUUUGUGCACUGAUAUAUGACCUCAGAGUAUACGAAAUGCUGUCAGAUGAUAAUAUUGAGAUUGAUUACGAGGUUUCCAGUAAUGAGACAUGUAACGUGACCUUCAUCUGCACAGUGAGGACAUCGGACGUGACCAUUACCUGGGAGAGUUCAACUAACAAUGAUGUAAAUGUGACCAGUAAUGUUGUACAUGUACAAGACCCUGAUCUAAAAGUUAUCUACACCUGUACAGCCUGGAACCCCAUCAGUAGCGUCUCCAAAUCUGUGACCCCCUGGGAGUACUGCAAGAUAGGGAGACAACAGAUAUCAGAAGACUACAAAGACAUGAACAUAAUACGGCUGAAGUUGGCUGGUUUCCUAUUGAUAAUCACUUGCUUCAUUCUUGGCCAUCACAUUAAAACAGAGGUGGUGGUGUCCUCAACAGACAACAAAUGAAGGAUCUGCAAGGGUCAGGUCUGGACUUGAAGAACAGAAGUAAUGGGUUCUACAAACCACCUUCUGAGCUUCUGGACUUAGACUUCAUCUUGGACAGAGCUUAUAUGUAUAUUGUAUUAAAAAAUGUUUUUAGUUUUUUUUCCCAUUUUCUUCAGACAGGUCUCGUUUAAGAUAAUCAGAGACAUGGAAAUAUGAUGCCAAGGUUUGAACUUUUGGGUUAUUUAUCUAUUUUGACUGGUAUUUCUGCAAAGGGUAUAAGGUACAAAACAUUAAAAAAAUGAAACUAACAAUGGAAGCAGGACAAAAAGUUAUAAAAGCAGACUCUAUUAUAAUCAGAAAAUCCAAAAAGUUUCAAAGGAAUUGUUUGGGCCAGUAUUUCAGAAACGACACUACCUUAAUCAGUAGUUGUAUCUGCUAGUGGUAGUGAUAUUACAUCUCAGCCAUUUAAAAAAAAAAAAAAGCAGAGCCAGUUUGCUAAUUUUGGACAACCCCUUUAACAGGGAUGGUACAAGCUCUUUCGGUAUCCAUGGCGGGAGCUACAGGAUAAACUCCACCACUUCCAGUUCUGACAUUCAUUUCAUUGUCCUCGUAUCUCCUCCAACAUUUUUGCCAUUUCCUUGAUCUUAGAUAGUGACAGUUUAGGGGGACCAUCCUGGUGAAAAAAAUUCUAAAAAAUUUAGGAAAAAAAUCUAUUUUUAACGUUAUCAUGGAUUUGUACAUUUAUUUUUUUCAGGUGAAACAAAUCUGUUUUUGUUCUAGUAGCAUUUUUUUCUCAUUUCCAGUGACUCAUGACUAUUUGAGGGGUUUACCACAGAAGAUGUCUGUGCGUGUGAGGCAUUUCCUGUCUUAUGCUUUGAGUUUCCAGACAAUGAACCUUUGACUUUUUUUUUUUUACAUAUACAAAUAAAUAUUUUUCUGAAAAUAAUUGAUAUUUAUAUCUAACUGCAUGAUUUAUGUAUUCUCAUAUUAAGAGAUUCAUUGUGUUUUCUGCCAUUAUUCCUCGGGGGCAGAUUAUUCCUCGGGGGCAGGUCCUCUCUCCUUUUGUACCAGUUUGUAACUCAUCUUGUUCAGGCUUAUUGCACUUGUUGUAUAUUAUGUAUCUACACCCCUUUUCAUAUGUACAUUGCCAUGAAAUGACUUUAACAAUAAAUAAUAAUAACAAGCACCU
Bufo gargarizans (Asiatic toad) is the source of this 1978-nucleotide messenger RNA. Its product is annotated as SLAM family member 5-like. The transcript is spliced from 4 exons. The record is from RefSeq and is a predicted model, not a curated record. The coding region runs from base 40 to 810 and encodes 256 amino acids. Lineage: Eukaryota; Metazoa; Chordata; Amphibia; Anura; Bufonidae.